AUGUUGAUCAAGGAGUCUCACGUCGAUGUCCCUACCUCUGCCAAUGGCAAGGAGGGUACUAUGCGUAUGUCCAGCUCAACUCUCAUCAUACGCUUCCCUGGUGUGAGUCUUUUCAGCGAGAUCUACCAAGUCACUGGCCCUGUUGCCCGCUUCGCUCGUCAGAUCGCUGGUCAAGGCUACAUUGUCGCUGCACCUUCAUCUUACCAUGACUUCACCGGCCCUGAGCCCCUCAAGUACGAUGCCGAGGACACUGAUCGUGGCAACAAGUUCAAGGUCGAAAAGACCCUCGAGUCCUAUGAUGCCGACUCAUAUGCCACCGUCGAUUACCUCCUCUCACUUCCCACCUGUACAGGCCGCAUUGGAGCUACAGGCAUGUGUCUGGGUGGCCAUCUGGCCGUUCGCGCUGCUCUUGACCCUCGCAUCUCUGCGUGCGUGGCCUACUUCGCAACGGAUAUUCACUCCCGCACACUCGGUCCCUAUGAUGCGCCCAACACUUCAUCGACCGCUCCUCCCGACAGCAACCACACCAUCGAUCUCUUCAACAAGUUCAAGGGAGAGGUUGCCAUGAUCUUCGGUGUAAAGGACACUCAUGUCCCUGAUGCUGGUCGCGAUCUAAUCCGUGCCAAGCUUCGCGAGGCUGGUGUCCCUACUAGCUUCUAUGAGUUUGCGUGGGCUCAGCACGCCUUCAUCCGUGACGAGCUAAGCAAGGGACGUUAUGAUCCUGCCAUCACCAAAGUCUGCUUCGAGGUUCUGCUGGAACUCUUCGGUCGUGUUCUCAAGACUGAGUUGGGGGCAAAGGACGGCGAUGUCCCACCUCCAGAGCACGUUUGCUAA
Messenger RNA from Fusarium tjaetaba, 834 nucleotides. RefSeq names its product dienelactone hydrolase family. The record is from RefSeq and is a predicted model, not a curated record. Bases 1 to 834 code for a protein of 277 amino acids. Gene Ontology annotation, molecular function: hydrolase activity. NCBI's taxonomy places the organism in Eukaryota, Fungi, Ascomycota, Sordariomycetes, Hypocreales, Nectriaceae. The transcript is spliced from 5 exons.